This is a messenger RNA of Atta colombica, 1201 nucleotides long. RefSeq names its product pupal cuticle protein 20-like. NCBI's taxonomy places the organism in Eukaryota, Metazoa, Arthropoda, Insecta, Hymenoptera, Formicidae. Bases 61 to 885 code for a protein of 274 amino acids. Gene Ontology annotation, molecular function: structural constituent of chitin-based larval cuticle. Gene Ontology annotation, cellular component: chitin-based extracellular matrix. The transcript has 5 exons. The record is from RefSeq and is a predicted model, not a curated record.
CAAUUUCAACAGUGUGAUUCAAUAAUAUCUAUUAUCGAUCGACGACGCGCAACCAACGAGAUGAGAUCGCUCUCCAUAGCAUUGCUGGCCAUCAUUGGUAUGUGCUAUGCCGCAAGAUUAGACACCACUUAUCUUCCGCCCAGUAGUGCCGGAAGUGCAGGUGGACCAGGAUUGAUUCAUCCUCCAUCAGGACACGGUGGAGGUGGACCUAUUAAACUUAGUGGCCCGGGUGGUUCAGGUGGUCCUGGUGGUCCAAGUAGUUUUGGUGGUCCAAGUAGUUUUGGUGGUCCAAGUGGUUAUGGUGGUUCUAGUGGUCCUAGUGGUCAUGGUAGGCCGGGCGGAUUUGGUCCUGGGAGUGGUGGCGGCGCUUAUGCAGGUGGCAGCGGACUAGGUAGUGGCCAUGGUGGUGACCAUGGUGGCGGCCAUGGUGGCCAACAAAUACCCAUUAUUUCUUAUACUAGUGAGAAUACUGGUGAUGGAAACUAUCAAUAUAGUUAUGAAACUGGAAAUGGUAUUACCGUGCAAGAAACAGGUCAUCGGCAAGGAGAAUCCGAAUCGGUGAGCGGAUCCUUUUCUUAUACUGGUUCCGAUGGUAUGCAAUAUUCGAUCACGUAUACGGCGGAUGAAUAUGGUUUUCACCCUCAAGGCGCUCACUUGCCGACACCACCUCCGAUUCCACCGGAAAUUCAACGAGGUGUUGAAUUAGCGCUCGCCGCCGAAGCUAGGGGAGAGAAUCAGGAUGGUGGUAGUGGUGGUGGAGGAUAUUCACACGGAGGAUACAGCGGAUAUCCUAACGGAGGAGGUGGCCAUAGCGGUCAUGGAAGCAGUACCUAUCAGGGACCAAGCUCAUACCAGACAAGUUCAAGCAGUGGCUACCAAUAUUAGACAACAGAUUGGCAAGGAUCAUUUAUGCGCAUACCGCAUACAGGCAUACCAUUUUCCGUUUAUCUAUUUCAUGUACAUAUCGAUAUAUCAUUCAUGCAAUUUUUUUAUUUAUAUAAAGUGAUAUGAUAUACUAUACUUAUUUAUACCCACUCUCUAAUUUUUCUUUUCUUAAAGUUGCCUUUGUGUAGCAGCAAUCCCUAUUAUUAAAGCACCUUAUACAUAUACAUGACACUAUGCAAUUGAGAAACUAAACAACUGCGAUAUAUUGUGCAUUAUUCUUUAUAUGCGCUUAUUUUACACACACACACACACACAC